This is a messenger RNA of Harpia harpyja (harpy eagle), 6273 nucleotides long. RefSeq names its product NME/NM23 family member 5 (gene NME5). Gene Ontology annotation, biological process: GTP biosynthetic process; CTP biosynthetic process; spermatid differentiation. Lineage: Eukaryota; Metazoa; Chordata; Aves; Accipitriformes; Accipitridae. Bases 4001 to 4642 code for a protein of 213 amino acids. Gene Ontology annotation, molecular function: nucleoside diphosphate kinase activity. The transcript has 8 exons. The record is from RefSeq and is a predicted model, not a curated record.
CUGUCUUGUCUUUCCUUUCGUAGCCCUUGCACUGGUACUUGGGCACAUGUUAUCCUUUUCCUGCUUAACAGUGCUUUCUUUAAAGCUGUACUCUUUUCCAGCUGCCCAUUUCUCCUGGUCAGGUCCACCUCCAUGUCUCAUCUUGGCAAUUCCAAACAGUAGCUCCCAACUGCCAAGGCUUUCUGUGAUUCCCAGUUGCCCCAUUUUAAUAGCUGUUUGAUGCCUUGUAUGUCUCAUAUCCAACAGCAGGAUAACAAUGGGGUUGUAGACUGGCUAAGCAGCCUGGUUUGAAAAUGGUGACUGUCAUGACUAACAAAGUCACUUUUUACAUAUCUAGACAUCAAAGACUGAGAAACUUGAGAAUAUGGGUUGUUAAGAUUAGAUGGGGUCUCACCAGGCCCCAUGGUGCCACAGGUAAUUUUAAAGCAUUCUUCUGGGUUGUGACUUGGGUUUUGGUCUUGCAUUUCACUCCCCACUCAAAGCCUGUGGUUAGUGAAAGAAAAAUACACACAUACCUUCUCGGGUGGUAAUCCUUACCUGACACAUUUACUGCUGAGAAAAAAACUAUCACUCUGCCAUUUUUUUUUAAUCCUGUAAUUACUAUGAUUAUUCAUGGUGUUGACUGAAAUGGAAUUGAAUUUUACUUGUGUAUGGACUUUCUGAUCUUGAGCCUAAUUUUGCUGUUCUAUCAAACUUGCUCUUUACUCCAAGCCCUGCCUUUGCUGUCUGUUCAUACCAGUUUUGUGCCAUACCUGUCUUCAUUGCCUCCUUCCCUUUCUUCUUUAUCCUAUUUCCUCAUUAUUUCCAUUGUGUUGAUUUUUCUAGUUCCCCUCUUCCAAAAAAAAAAAAAAAAGAACCAACUAUCAUUCACUGCCUUGAAAUUGUUGAUGUAAUUUAUCCCUUUCCCACACCUUAUCUCCAUCUUGUCUAAAUUGAUUGUAAGCAUCUCAGGUCACGGACUACCUACUAGAUACAAAAUACUAUGCUAUAAGAAGGUUCUGUCUGAGUUAGUCUUUAUGCACAGUAUAAAUAAAUAAAUUUUAUUAAUAAUAAUAACUAUGUGAGUAAACCCACUGAUUUUAAUGGUACAGCUGACAGUAAGUGGUCAAAGUAAGUGCCAAAAGGAUGCCUUAUGCUACAUGGAAUUAAGAAGAAGAGAAGAUGCAUUUAAGGAAGCAUUGACAAAACUUUAAAAAACCCCUUAUUUAACUGGUUGCCUCUUGUAAUUUGCCAAAUAAAAGAUUUUUAUUGGUUUAUUCUUACAGUCAUUUAUUCAUUGUGGAUAGUAUCACACUGAAUACUUAUCUCAGCUUAGUGGCCUCAGGGAUAAUCCAAGCCAGUAUUAUGUUAAACUUUACGCAGAACAAUGAAAGAGCAAAUGAGCGCAAGUGUUUCUGCUCCAAAAAGUUAGGUAAAAGCCUAAUAUCUACAUGCGGUAGCUAUACAGAACUUCUAUAUACAGAUGAGGAGGAGCUUUAUAGAAAAUAAGUUGUCAAUGCCAACCUCUACAGGUGUUCAACAGGAGCUCAAAGUGGGAUAAAGCAGGAAGGUCUUUAUUUGAAAGUGCAUUAGUGGAGUUCAGUUGUACCAGCUGGCAGGAAACAGGACAUACCCUUUCAGAGUGAAACAAAAGGUACAGUAGGACCAGAUCAGUGUGUGAAUGGGCUUGCAGUUGAAGACUAACACUUUUGUGUGAUAGAGAAGGCUCUCUUUGGAAAGGUGUGGAGAACUAACAUAGUUAAACUGAAGAACUAAGAAAAUCGUGUUGCAGAGCUUUCUGAAUGGAAGCAAAUGCUUUAUUUGUUGAGGCCAGAGAAAAGGAUGUCAACAAUAACUGAGGUGAGGAGAGCUUGAGCAAGAUUCCCAGCCACGUCAAUAAAUCACAAAGAUCGCGUCUUGGCUGACAUCUGCACAGCAGUUUAGACCAAUCUGAGCCCAAACCCCGCUCCUGGCUGUAAGGUUCCACCUGCUCCUUUGCACAUUUGGCUGUAAAAUGAUGGUACGUCAGGCAGAUGGUUUGUCUAACACAUGCUCAUUACCAAGACUUUAAAUGCAAUGGAGACGCCUGAAGUUUGAAAGGAGACAGUAGUAAGAGGCAAUCAUAUCUAUAUUUGCCCAUUAGGCUGUUGAGCUACGAGCUAGAAGGGAAGGGAGGAGAGUCAAGAACUGUGCUCACCACUGCUCUUGCAGAAAAGGGAAAGAAACACAAGGUACAGUACUGACAAGCCAAGCUGAAAUAGUGACUGGAGAAGCAACAGAUGAGAGUAAUUGCAAAAGCUAAGAUACGGCACUAGCUAGCUAUGCUAAACGUGACUGAAGGCCAAAGAAGAGAUUGGUUUAAGUUGGGUUGAGAAGCUUUCAGAUGACAAGAGGAAGCAAAACCAAGUUUGUAGGGGAUUUAGGGUAGAACCAGACAAGAGGUGUGAUUGGAAGAUUUGUAAAAGUAAGAAGACAAGAGGUGCUUCUACCAAAGGCUUUUUUUUUUUUUUUUUUUUUUUUAACAUAAGAGACAAGCGUAUCUGUGGGAGUGCUGGGGGGUCAGGGCAGACUGAAUGACUAAAGCUGUGAACAAAUGAAAGAGUGGGUGGUGAGGAAGAUCAGGAAAUGAAACAGGGUGAGGUUAAUAGGGCAAGCGAUGGAGUUACAGAAGAUGCGUAGGUAAGAUUUUUGUUAAUGCCACCUAGACACUUGUAGAAAGGGGAAGCAUCAAGAGAAUAUUUUGUUGAUUUUUAUCUCUGAAGAAAAUGGUCAGAUAGCAAGUAGAGGAAAGCAGAAAGGAAAGCUUGACAAGGGUUAGUCAGCAGCAAUGAAAAGCUAGCUAGGAUUACAGGCGUGCAGAUAAGCUGCAGAAGUAGAAUUGUUUAGCUGUAAGAAGGCAGAAAUGGAGGAGAAAGCAGGUUUGCAGGAAAGGAAGUUAGCUUGAUCACAGGAUUUCCGUCAGAGACACUUUGCGCUACAAAAGCAAGCAUGGAUGAAGCAAGUGCUGAAGUGUCACCUCAAGGACCCACAUGCAAUGGCCAGUUUCGGCUGAAUUCACCAGCAGGCCGGAGGCCUUAACAGCACCUCAGAUCCCACAGUUUUUGAGAAAGCGGCAAUAAGAGGAGAUGAGGCCCAAAGGAGAGGAGCACGGCUGCGGAGCGAGCUCAGUAGUUAUCAGCGCCGCUCGCCGGCCCACACCCCGAUAGUGCCGGGCCAGCUGGCAGGCGUUCAGCCCGGAGAGCCGGCCGCAGCACGCGCAGCCCUGCCCGGGGUAAACAGGGCGGCCAGGGCGGCGAUACCGGAGCACCCAGCACUUCGGCUUCCAGGUCACGGGCCGGGCUACGGCACAGAAGCUCACGCCGGACGGAUGAUGGCUGUCCUGGAAUUGCUCCGAGCGGGAGCGACCCUGGGGAGAUGGGGAAAUAGGGAGCGUGCAGGGAGCGAGGGUGUUGGCACGAUGGUGGUAAAAUCUGGUAGAAAUCCCCAGGGAGCGCGGCUUCCCCAGCUCUGUUUAUGGCUCACCUCAUUACGGUUUAACUCGGAAAACAGUGACUGUUUCUUACUCAUUACACGUUUGGUUUUGUGACAGAAGUUAAGUAGCACUGGAUAGACACUGUAAUUCAAUAAAAAAUGCUGAAAAACAGUAUUAGAGAGCUGUAGAUUCAGGUUACUACAUCUGGUAUGCUGGAAGGCUGCGUACUCUAAGCUCCAGAUCCCACUGACGGCGAUUGGGCAUGUAAACAGGAAACCUCGCACGCUCCCACAAUAAAUACUGAUAUUUAAAUAACCUGAAGAAUGGCUUGUGUACUUAGUCUUUUUCCAAUAAACAGUGUUCCCUCAGUUUAUGAACGUUUACUGUGUGAUCAUGCUUCCCUCAGCAGUCCUGAGUGUGAGAGGCCGCAGGCUGCUCAACCAAAUUUGAAAGCCAAGGAGAAGUCUCAAAGGUAUAGGUGCAGAAAAGAUCAUCCCGACCAAGGCGGCAGUACAAAAGGAGUACGUGAAUUCUAAUUCAGAAGCCAAGAUGCAGAUGCUAAUGCCCGAACCUCAGAUUUUUGUGGAAAGAACUCUGGCCCUCAUCAAACCAGAUGUCGUUGAUAAAGAAGAAGAAAUAGAGGAUCUCAUUCUCCGAUCAGGAUUCCUGAUCGUUCAGAAACGGACACUCCAGUUAAGCCCAGAGCAAUGUAGCAACUUUUAUGCAGACCAAUAUGGAAAAGUGUUUUUUCCCAAUUUAACAGCCUAUAUGAGUUCUGGACCUUUAGUUGCUAUGGUUCUUGCCAGAUAUUGUGCAGUCUCAUACUGGAAGGAAUUGCUUGGACCAUCAAACAGCAUAAGAGCUAGGAGAACUCACCCUCACAGCUUAAGAGCAAUCUAUGGGACUGAUGAUCUGAGGAAUGCACUUCACGGCAGUCUCAGCAUUUCCUCAGCAGAAAGAGAAAUUCGAUUCAUGUUUCCAGAAGUGAUCUUGGAGCCAAUUCCAGCUGGACAAAGAGCUAGGGAUUACUUGAACCUUUAUGUAAAGCCUACGUUAUUAGCUGGGCUCACUGCACUGUGUAAAGAGAAGCCAGCAGAUCCAAUGAUUUGGCUUGCUGACUGGUUGAUUGAACACAAUCCUAAUAAACCUAGGCUACAACAUCACAUCCCUCAGGAAGAGCAUCAGGGGUGAGAGCUCAGUGGAAACCAUCUCAAGCAUUCCAAGUUACAGACACUGGAAAGCAUAAUAUGUGUAUCCCUUGGCUAUGUAAUCAAUAUUAUCUGAAGUAAAUGUUAUUGUCAUGACUACCUGUAUCCUCUUGGGAUAAAUAACCUUACACUUAACCAGCAUGUAAUAGUUCCAGUAGCUUUUCUAUUGACAAAGUGAAUGUAGAAUUACAUGAUAAAUUUAUGGUGUCAGGUGAUUAUAAAAAGACAAAAUUCUCAACAGGUGUGACUUAACUGCUAUUUUCCCCAUUUAUCUUGGUUUGGUUGUCUGGGGAGAACAAAAUUAUUUAUACCAGAGCAGAUUCCCAAAUGACAUACAGCUGGCCUGUGCUUUGUGAAACUGAGACUUGUGUUUCAGCAUUUUUUUUAGCAGACACAAAUUCCAUUAUGAAGGGAGGUACUUGGAUGUAACUUAGAAAACAAUUACUGGAGGCAUAUUAGCAACUUUAGAAUUUUAAUUGCUGAUUACAUCACUGAGCUAAGGUCACUCCUGAAGAUGAUUCACUUGAGCCUGAUGUAUUUUGUCAGAAUAUAAUUUGAAGGACUUAUUUGAAGGUACAUUGCAUGUACCUUUCCCAUCUCAGUGGUGAAAAGCACUGUGGUUAUAAAUCAGUGUUUGAUUUCAAUUAGAAGUCACAAGAAGGUGUAUUUUAGUCAAGGACUAAACCUGUCUUCCAACAUUUGUUUGAAAGAAAGGUGCUUAAUUGGAACAGCUCACCUUAAGGGUGUUUUCUGUGUUCUCCUGCUGUUAAAAGGUAUGCUGAUUUCUGUUGUUUUCCUUGUAUCGUUGUUUACCCUUGAACUUUAAUGUGUUCUGUUUGAGAAUUUCAAGAGAAUGGGUUAGGGGCCAUGCUAUUCAACGGGCACUAUUACCUUUUCUAAAGUAACUGGACUGUUUUGGGGGGCGGGGGAGGGCAGCAUGGGGCUUUUUAAUUUUCUUCAGAGCGCUGUACUUGCGCUGUUAACUUCAAGCUUUUUAUCUUAUGGUUUGACUGGCUAGGCUGGAGAAACCAAUGUCAUUUUCACAACUCUGAAAUAUUAGUAUGCUUGACUAUUACUAAACAAACAAGCAAUUUCAUAAUUUGUUUCAUGAAAAAACUUGCUCCCCCAGCUUGAGUAAUUACUAGAAACAUAAGUCAUUUGUCUGUAACAUUAAACUUUAAGCUAAUUGUUUAUCUUCUCAGUGGAAUAAACCACUAUUGCUAGCCCAGAGAAUAAACAUUUAGAAAACUGGUCCCUACAGUACUGAGACCUAAGAAUAUUGGGACUUUUAGGAUGAGGGGAAAAAAAAAAAAGCAAGCCCAAAUCCUCAAAUAUGAAGAAAAAAAUAUUAGGUGGUUAGAAACACAGUAAAUAGAUCAAUUUACAGCUAAUUUAUUUUGCGUAUAAUUAUUGUCACUGUGUAUGUCUGCUCCAUUUACAGGACAGUUGUACUUUGUGGUUUCCUGUCAGCCAAACCAAAACUUUCUUUUUUGAAGAUGUCAGAAACUAAAAUCAGGCGAAUUCACAAGACAUUCACCUGUAUUUUGUUAGUUACUAUGGCAUUUUCUUACUUCAAUGUGAUACUGCUUGACAAUAAAUAUCUGCUUUACAUUA